Molecule: messenger RNA, 1083 nt
Organism: Brenthis ino (lesser marbled fritillary)
Lineage: Eukaryota; Metazoa; Arthropoda; Insecta; Lepidoptera; Nymphalidae
Source: the annotation of a GenBank genome assembly
AUGAUAUAUAUAUAUACAGUUAGUGAAGAGAACGGAAAUGAUUCCGGCGGCCAAUUAGGGCGGGAUGUAGCCACGGGAGAAAUUACUAUAAGCCGCGAUGAAUAUUUACAAGCUUAUCGAGACAUGAUGUUCGAUCGCAAUCAGUUGCAAAUAAAAAACAACUUACUCCAUCGUCGUCUUGCUGAAUAUUAUAAAAAAAGAAAAUUGGAUCAUGUGUUAAAGCCACUUGAAAACGCUCCGCAUUUAGAAGAAAAAUAUCAACAGAAAUUGUUCAGUUUCCAAGAAUUAAAAGAAAAGGAAGAAAUAGAAAUGGCCGAUAUCAAAUUAAAACUUAAUGCAGUACAAGUACAAUACGCGGAUAAACUUGAGCACGUUGAAAAGAAUUUUGAUGCGCUUCAGAACUAUGAAAGGACCACUGGCACUGGACUUAUCUACUCCAAAAAAGGAAAACCUAUAGCAGAUAAGAGUGUUGAACGAUUCUUAACUUUACAAAGGCGCAAAAGUGAACAGGCAUCAGCUCUCUGCCUUCGCUACAUACGAGCAAGGAAUGCAGUGACUGAACUAGAAUCUGUUGUUCAUAAACUAGAAAUUAUCGCUCCAGGACUCAAUGUUGCUCAAUAUGAACAGUUAUAUAUUGAUAAGCAAAAUUAUUUAUCUAAAAUUGAAGAAAGAGAAGACGAACUGAUAAAAAAUCGAGUUAAUUGUACGGAACACAAUCAGAAGCUGGCUCACAUCAGGGAAAAGAUGCACCACACGGAUGAAGUUAUUGACUUUACUGAAUGUGACCUUGGAGAAGCUGAAAUUGAACUCGUCAGAGCAAGGGAGGAUUUAGGUGAAAUAAAGGGAAGACGCGAUAAACUACGUUGGUCUCUCGAGGCGGAGCGAAUGAAGGCUGGUCUACUCACGAGAAAGGAUUUGUUGCGUGAUUACCAAGACGCCACCGACGAGGUGAUUAGACUACGAGAACAAAAACAGCUUUUUCUAGAGCGAAUCGCCGAAACUACAAAGGAGCUACGACAAGCUAGAAAACAAAUGCAGAUUCACAACACCACGAGUAGGGAGAAUUCUAAUAUUUCUGAAAUA